Zonotrichia albicollis (white-throated sparrow) is the source of this 1490-nucleotide messenger RNA. Lineage: Eukaryota; Metazoa; Chordata; Aves; Passeriformes; Passerellidae. The record is from RefSeq and is a predicted model, not a curated record.
GAUCCCGUUCAAGAUCGGGCAGCCCAAGAAACAGAUUGUACCCAAGACAGUGGAGAGAGACUUUGAGAGGGAAUAUGGGAAGCUGCAGCAAUUGGAAGAUCAGACCAAAAAACUUCAGAAGGAUAUGAAGAAAAGCACAGAUGCAGAUUUGGCCAUGUCCAAAUCUGCAGUGAAGAUCUCCUCAGACCUGCUGUCCAACCCCCUGUGUGAGCAGGAGCCCUCGUUCCUCGAGAUGGUCACGGCCUUCGACACGGCCAUGAAGAGGAUGGAUGCCUUCAACCAGGAGAAGGUGAAUCAGAUCCAAAAGACAGUCAUAGAGCCUUUGAAAAAGUUCAGCAGCGUUUUCCCGAGCCUGAACAUGGCAGUGAAGCGCCGGGAGCAGACGCUGCAGGACUACAAACGCCUUCAAUCCAAGGUGGAAAAAUAUGAGGAAAAGGAGAGAACUGGCCCUGUCCUGGCCAAGCUGCACCAGGCCCGCGAGGAGCUGCGCCCGGUCAAGGAGGACUUUGAAGCCAAGAACAAGCAGCUCCUGGAGGAGAUGCCCAAGUUCUACAGCAGCCGCAUCGAUUACUUCAAACCCAGCUUCGAGUCGCUGGUCCGGGCACAGCCCUGGAGAGGUUCUGGUGGAGAUGAUGAAGGUCUCUUCUCUGCCUUGGGAUGGCUCCUGCUGAUCCAGGUGAGGGCACACGGCUCCAAACACCAGGGAAACCAUCACCACCUCUUCCUGCCAGGACCUGGGCUUGGCAAACCUACACCAGACAGGGAACAGGGCUUGGGGUGUACUGGGAAGCCCAGCAGAAAAUGGGGAUGGAACCCCUAAAAACCAAACCUUCCCUUGGUUUGGAGCCGUGGGAAUGCUGGUGGCUGUCCCCAGUGCAGGGACACAACGAGGUCCCCCCCAAGAUCAUCCCGUGCCGAGGCUCCUCCCCAGCUCCCAGCAUGGAGAACUUCAUCCCUCCCUCUCUCCUUGGCUGUUCCUUCCCAACCACAUCACAUGCCAGGCCAGGUUUAAGCAAAAUAAACCCGGUUGCCACGGUUACCCAGAGCAGGGAUGCUAAAUAUACAGAAUAUAGAUAUUUUUAUAGAUAUUUAACAGCCACGCACGGAGCCCGUGAGCCCGAGCAGGGGGCACGGGAUCUGAGCCCUGCAGACCUCAGGGUGGGCAGAGAUCCCUCUGUGGCCUGGAGGUGUUGAUUCCUCCUCAGAUUCAAGCCCACCUGGUGGCUUUUUCUGCAUUAAUGUCACCCUGUGUGGCACAGCCAGACCUCCCCAGCCACCUCAUCCCCAUCACCCCACCUGUCCUGCACUCAGAGCCCCCCAAAUCCCAGUUCUGGUCCCUGCCACCAGCUCCUCCUGCCCUCCCAGCACUCAGCAGAGGGAUGUCACCCAUGGAAGCUCAAACCCAGGCGUUCCCAGGGAUUCACUCUGCCUACUCUCCGCAGCGCUCGGGGAGGAGAAUUCCAUCUUUUGUAGUAAAAAGUGGAUAAUGA